UAUUAUAAAUUCAACCUCCUGCACUUUCGGAACGACUCAACUGGACCCGACGAAUGCCGAGGUUUUAACACUACAAAUUAAUGGAUACAUCUCGCUCCCAAAACCCUAAUCACCUAAAACCCUCCGACGAGCCUGACCACGAUCUUUAUACAAUCCCUAGUUACACAAGUUGGUUUUCUUGGCAAAGCAUACACGAAGUAGAGAGGCUAUCAUUGCGAGAAUUCUUCGAUGGCAGUUCAAUUACAAGGACGCCCAGGAUUUACAAAGAGUACAGGGAUUUCAUUAUUACCUCCUACCGUGAGGAUCCGACCCGAAAACUCACUUUCACGGAGGUCCGGAAGUCAUUAGUGGGCGAUAUAAGCGUGCUCCACAAGGUAUUUACUUUUCUAGAGAAGUGGGGUUUGAUCAAUUUUGACCCUAGUAAUACUGAAAUAGCGCCGGCGGUUAUUGGUGCUGCGGAGGAAGAGGAUAAUAAGGAGGAUGAGAAGUGGAGGAUUAGGGUUGAAGAAGGGGCCCCACAUGGGGUUAGGGUUGUGGCAGCUCCUCAUUCUUUGAAGCCCCUUGUGCCGGUUCCGUCUCCGGUGGUCGUCGGGGACGGAGGUGGUGGCAGGGGGAGGAGUGGUGAUGUGGCAGAUAGUGUAGUAAAGGCAUCACCUUUGGCGUCCUAUUCGGAUGUUUAUGGGAAGUCGAUGGAUCCACAAAGGAAGGAAAGUGUAGUGUGUGAUAGUUGCAAAGAACAGUGUGCUUCGGGUCAUUAUGAGUACAUCAAGAAUGCAAGCUAUAAUUUAUGCGAGAAGUGCUUUAAAAGUGGUAAUUAUGACAAGGACAAAUUGGCAGAUGAGUUCAAGUUGAUGGAUGGUGCGAACUCCAAGGCUGUCUGGACUGAAGCAGAAACCUUACUCCUAUUAGAAUCUGUAUUGAAGCAUGGUGAUGACUGGGAUCUUGUUGCUCAAAAUGUCAAAACAAAGAGUAAACUGGAUUGUAUCUCAAAGCUUAUACAGUUGCCUUUCGGGGAUCUUAUGCUUGGUUCUAUUCACAAAAAGAUUAAACAUUUGGACACAAAUGGUGAGGUAAGCAGCGUGGAUCAAGCUCAAGGUGCAAUAAGUGAGUCUGGAGAAACUCCUGGAAAUCAAUCUCAUGAGCAGAACCAGGAGCAUCAACAGAAUGGAGAUGGUGAAGACAAAACCCCUCCUCUCAAGAAAAUACGCAGGGCUCCAAUUGCAGAAGCCAGUAGUUUCCUGAUGAAACAGGUGGCUCGGAUCUCUGGUGCUGUUGGUCCACAUAUCACAGCAUCUGCAGCUGAGGCUGCUGUUACCGCCCUUUGCUACGAGAACCAGUGUUCAACGGACAUUUUUGAUGAAGAUGAUGAUGGAUUGGGAUCAAUUGCUGAUAUCAGUGAGACAGAGAGAGGGAGUCAAGAUGAAAGUGCUAAAGGGGAGGAAAAGUCUGCCAGCUCAGAAACAGAGGUGGCAGUCUCCCAAAGGAAUACUAUACCUCUAACUUUACGCAUGAGGGCCGCAACUGCAACUGCUCUCGGCGCUGCUGCUGCUCAUGCCAAAUUGUUGGCUGAUCAGGAAGAGAGAGAAGUAGAAUAUCAGGUUUCUACUUUAGUCGAAGCACAGGUGAAGAAGUUGCAACGUAAAAUGAAACAUGUCGAAGCUCUGAACCUGAUGAUGGAGAAGCAACAUGCCCAAAUGAAGGAUUUAGAAGAUUCUUUAGUUACGGAAAGAAUGGACAUCUUGCAGAAGAUAUUUAGCGCGGGGGUAUCUAGAUGGAGUGAUCAUGCUUCUGCCAAAUCUCAAAGUAGCAGCAUAGCUUGAUAUUGUAGAGAGACUCCAACAAUUAAUUUCCUUCUUCAGAUAUUCUCCUGAUGAUGAUUGUCAUGUGCCUGAUUAACAAAUAAUAGAUCCAUUUGCUGCUCAAUUGAAGUGUGCUGCUUUUCAUAAAUGUCAAUGUAACUAACUAUAUGCUAACUUCAUUACUGGUUUAAUCAUGGAAAGACUUUUAAAGAACUGCAAAUGUAUUUCAA
Nicotiana tabacum (common tobacco) is the source of this 2029-nucleotide messenger RNA. Its product is annotated as SWI/SNF complex subunit SWI3A. Gene Ontology annotation, molecular function: protein binding. NCBI's taxonomy places the organism in Eukaryota, Viridiplantae, Streptophyta, Magnoliopsida, Solanales, Solanaceae. The record is from RefSeq and is a predicted model, not a curated record.